This is a messenger RNA of Lachancea dasiensis, 567 nucleotides long. The record is from the annotation of a GenBank genome assembly. Lineage: Eukaryota; Fungi; Ascomycota; Saccharomycetes; Saccharomycetales; Saccharomycetaceae.
AUGUGGGACUUAUUUGGAUGGUUCAAAGAUAUUCUUUCCUCCCUAGGAUUGUGGAAUAAACAUGGAAAACUACUUUUCUUGGGCUUGGACAAUGCUGGUAAGACUACCUUGUUGCACAUGUUGAAAAAUGACAGAUUGGCUACUUUACAACCUACCUGGCACCCAACGUCCGAGGAGUUGGCAAUUGGGAACAUCAAAUUCACCACCUUUGACUUGGGUGGCCACAUCCAGGCUCGUCGUUUGUGGAAGGACUACUUCCCAGAGGUAAAUGGUAUCGUUUUUUUGGUGGACGCUGCCGACCCUGAGAGACUCAACGAAGCUCGCGUCGAGCUGGACGCUCUUUUUAACAUUGCCGAGCUUAAGGACGUUCCUUUUGUUAUUUUGGGCAACAAGAUCGACUCUCCAAAUGCCGUUUCAGAAACCGAACUCAGGUCGGCCCUAGGCUUGUUGAACACCACUGGUGGUGCCAGAAUCGAAGGUCAAAGACCAGUUGAAGUUUUUAUGUGUUCUGUGGUGAUGAAAAAUGGAUACUUAGAGGCCUUUCAGUGGUUGUCGCAAUACAUUUAA